Molecule: messenger RNA, 2164 nt
Organism: Coprinopsis cinerea okayama7#130
Lineage: Eukaryota; Fungi; Basidiomycota; Agaricomycetes; Agaricales; Psathyrellaceae
Product: iron-sulfur clusters transporter ATM1
Exons: 10
Coding region: 1-1980 (659 amino acids)
Biological process (GO): transmembrane transport; intracellular iron ion homeostasis
Cellular component (GO): mitochondrial inner membrane
Molecular function (GO): ATP binding; ABC-type transporter activity; ATP hydrolysis activity
Source: RefSeq, a predicted model, not a curated record
AUGGCCAAGGAACCGGCUCCGAAGACAAACACCCCACCACCGUUCACCCAGUCGACCGGGCCAGGGAAAACCACAGAACAAAACGCCUCCAACGAGAACCCGACACGGGCAGAGCAGAGAAGGACGGAUUGGAUAAUCGUGAAACGUCUCAUGACGAACGUUUGGCCGAAGGAUGACUGGAGAACCCGUGGGACGGUCGUCCUGGGCUUCAUCCUCCUCAUUUCAGCCAAGCUGCUAAAUGUACAAGUGCCUCAACUGUUCAAAUCUGUGGUCGAUUCCCUGAACGUGGACAUCACCUCCUCAACAACAGUAUGGCUCCUGGCCGGAAGUCUAAUCGUUGGAUAUGGUUUCGCUCGUAUUGGUGCAACCCUCUCAGGAGAGCUUCUCAACGCUGUAUUCGCCAACAUUGGUCAACGCGCCAUUCGAAAGGUUGCACGCGAGACAUUUGAACACCUACUUAACCUCGACCUUCGGUUCCAUCUGUCACGACAAACGGGCGGUUUGACACGAGCUAUCGAUCGUGGUACGAAAGGAAUCACUUUCCUCAUUCAAGCCAUCCUCUUCCGCAUUGUCCCGACCGCGUUGGAGAUUUCCUUGGUCUGCGGUAUUCUGACCUACAAGUUUGGAUGGGACUUUGCUGCCGUCACUGCAGGAGCGAUGAUUCUCUACACCUGGUUCACUGUUCGAACGACAUCUUGGAGGACGCAGUUCAGAAGGCAAGCUAACAAGGCCGACAACAAAGCUGCAUCAACUGCCGUGGACUCCCUCAUAAAUUUCGAGGCUGUCAAGCACUUCAACAACGAGAAAUUUGAGAUCAAGCAAUAUGACCGACAUUUGGCUGAAUAUGAGAAGGCUUCAGUGAAGAUCACCACUUCCCUUGCAUACCUGAACUCGGGCCAGAACGUUAUUUUCUCCAGUGCCCUCACGUUGGCCAUGUUCCUCGCCGCUCAAGGUGUUGUCAAUGGUACAAUGACGGUCGGAGAUGUGGUUAUGGUCAACCAACUGAUCUUCCAGUUGUCGCUCCCUCUCAAUUUCCUCGGGACCAUCUACCGAGAAAUGCGACAAAACCUACUGGACAUGGAAGUGCUCUACAGGCUCAUCGAGGAAAACCACCCUGUGAAGGACAAACCAGACGCGAAGCCGCUCGCUCUGAAAGGGGGCUCCAUCCGUUUCGAAAACGUCGCCUUCAGCUACCACCCCGACCGCCCCAUCUUCCGAAACCUCUCUUUCACUGUUCCUGCUGGAAAGAAGGUUGCCAUCGUCGGUCCGUCUGGAUGCGGAAAGUCUACCGUCUUCCGCCUGCUCUUCCGCUUCUACGACCCUCAUUCCGGCAAGAUCUACAUCGACGACCAGGAAAUCACCAGUGUCCAACUUGAAUCUCUUCGCAAAGCAAUCGGCGUCGUCCCUCAAGAUACCCCUCUGUUCCAUCAAAACAUCAUGCAUAACGUGCGGUACGGAAGGCUGGAUGCGACUGACGAGGAGGUUAUCGAGGCUACCAAGAAGGCCAACGUCCACAACACGAUUGCGAAGCUUCCAGCCGGGUAUGAUACCCAAGUCGGUGAACGUGGGCUGAUGAUUAGCGGUGGGGAGAAGCAACGGUUGGCAGUCGCCAGAGUGCUGUUGAAGGACCCUGAGAUUCUGUUCUUCGAUGAGGCUACAUCUGCGUUGGACGCUCAUACCGAACACGAACUGAUGAAAAACAUCAACUCAAUUCUGCAUGAGAAGUCAAGGACGAGCAUCUUCAUUGCUCAUAGGUUGCGAACUGUCGUCGAGGCCGAUAUGAUUAUCGUUCUCAAGGAUGGAGAAGUGGUCGAGCAGGGCACUCAUGACGAGCUCAUGAAUGCGCGCGGCCUCUACCACAGCAUGUGGCAGCAGCAGGCGUCGCUGGAAGCGUCCGGUGCAGCGGAGGGCAGAGGGGAAUUUGACGAGGCCCUGGCUCUUGCUGCUGAAGAACAGCGGAAACCCGCUCCAAAGAACUAGGCUCUGACUUUGUAAGAAUCAUGCUCGUCGGUGAUGAGUAGCACUUUCCUCCGUCAAUUAUCUUACCCAGCAUUAGAACGUUUCGCUUCACAACUACUCGUCAUUCUUUGGUCGCUGCAGGACAUGGACAAAGUUCCUUGAAUUAGACAUAUCUAUGCGUCGUUCCUUUAGCACUAAUUAUAAU